This is a messenger RNA of Eimeria mitis, 474 nucleotides long. RefSeq lists its product as uncharacterized. The coding region runs from base 1 to 474 and encodes 157 amino acids. The transcript is spliced from 2 exons. The record is from RefSeq and is a predicted model, not a curated record. Lineage: Eukaryota; Apicomplexa; Conoidasida; Eucoccidiorida; Eimeriidae.
AUGCAGCAGCAGCAGCAGCAGCAGCAGCAGCAGCAGCGAGAGCAGCAAGUGCUGCAACAGAAGUUGCAGAAGCAACAGCAGCAGCAAGAACCGCAGCAGAUGCGGCAGCAACAGCAGAUGCAGCAGCAACUGCAGCAACAGCAGCAGCAACUGCUGCUGCUGCUGCAGAUGCUGCCCAGGGACCGCAGCGUUAUUGAGGCCGAUGUGGGGCCGCCUGUGCUGCCAGCAGCAGCAGCGGGCUGCAGCAGCAGCAGCAGGCUGCAGCAGCAGCAGGGGGCAGCAGCAGCAACAGAAGGGGAGGAGGAAGUGACCGCAGCCGUUUCAAGCUCCCUUGCAACAACCAUGCUGCCAGCAGCAGCAGCGGGCUGCAGCAGCAGCAGCGGGCUGCAGCAGCAGCAGCGGGCUGCAGCAGCAGCAGCAGGCUGCAGCAGCAGCAAGGGGCAGCAGCAGCAACAGAAGGGGAGGAGGAAGUGA